AUGCGUUCAACGCGUGCCACUGGGAAGAUAUUGGGAGUUAGCAGCGAUCCGAAGCGCAGCAACGAGACGGGCUCACUUUCUAGCGUAACCAUUGAGCCACAUCUGAUAAAUUCAGCCACCACAAAUGCAUCUAAAGUUUCCGAAACUAGUACCAGUGUGGUACCUGACAUAUCCGCUGCCACCAUACAUGACGUCGCCGCUGUUGCCGCACCUAGUGCUACUGCUGCACCUAGUGCUUCUGCCGCACCUAUUGCUCCUGGUGUGCCUAGUGUUCCUGCUGGACCUAUUGCUUUUGCUGCACCUAGUGCUCCUGCUGCCGCUUUAUCCGCUGCCAUAACGCCUUGUGAUCCCGCCGCCACUUUAUCUGCCGUUCCCGCCGCCGCUGUACAUGAUGUUGCUGUUCCCGAUUUGCGUGCUACCGCUGUACCUGAAACUCCGACUGAUGGCGGUUCCGCUGAAACCGCGCCCGAAACUACCGCUGCCACCGCACCGGCUGCUCCCGGUACUGCUGUAUAUUAUGGCGCCGGAACAUCUGCUUAUAAUACUGGCUCCGAUUUCGCCUCAGUUGCUAUAUCUCCUUUUGGGGAAACCAACCAGUUGGAGCAGCAAAUAAGGGUCUUAAAACUGCGCCGCGAAGUCAUGGAACUUCAAGGUCAGUUGCAAUAG
Messenger RNA from Rhagoletis zephyria (snowberry fruit fly), 666 nucleotides. Its product is annotated as sialidase-like. The record is from RefSeq and is a predicted model, not a curated record. NCBI's taxonomy places the organism in Eukaryota, Metazoa, Arthropoda, Insecta, Diptera, Tephritidae.